UAAAAAGAAUAUUCCCCAAUUCUUAAUUCAACGCAACACUCUCACUUUCCCCAUUCUCCUUCCACUGGAGCUGCGAUCCUCUGCAUCAAUGGCCACCGUGCAACUCCAAUCCCUAACCCUCAUUCGCUCCUCCGCACUCCCUUCCGCCACCUUCUCUCCUCCCAUCGCCGUCACCGGCCGCCGUAACUCAUCCGCGUUGCCGCGCUUCUCCGGCCUCAGGCUUCGACCCUCCGCCGAGACCGGUUUUCCGACACGCCCCGGCUCGAGAACCGCUCCUCGCGGUGGACGCAUCGCGUGCGAGGCACGAGACACCGCCGUUGAAGUGGCUCCUAUUACUGAUGCAAAUUGGCAACCACUCGUGCUUGAAUCUGAGUCUCCUGUAUUGGUUGAAUUCUGGGCUCCAUGGUGUGGUCCCUGCCGUAUGAUCCACCCAAUAAUCGACGAGCUGGCAAAGGAAUAUGCUGGUAAGCUGAAGUGUUACAAACUCAAUACUGAUGAGAGCCCUUCAACUGCUACUCGAUAUGGCAUUCGAAGUAUCCCAACUGUGAUUUUUUUCAAGAAUGGUGAGAAGAAAGAUACAGUUAUUGGUGCUGUGCCGAAGACUACAUUGACCUCAAGCAUAGAAAAAUUAUUGUGAGAUUGUAAGCAAAGGCUUCAGCUGGAAGUAAAGCUAUUUUUCUCGUUAGCUUCCUCUCACCUAAGCCAAAUAUAUCAAAAAGUUUGGAUGAUUUGUUUAUCUAAUAACCAUUUAUGGUCCUGUAUGGUUAUGGAUGCAACCAUACUUUGGACCAAUAUGUGAAGUAAAUUUACCAUCAUUAUUAUAGUUAUCAAUAUGUGAAGUAAAUUUACCAACUAUUAUUGCCCGAUUUAAAUAUUUUACAUCUUUGCCUACUGUUUA
This is a messenger RNA of Cajanus cajan (pigeon pea), 898 nucleotides long. RefSeq lists its product as uncharacterized. Gene Ontology annotation, molecular function: protein-disulfide reductase activity. Gene Ontology annotation, cellular component: cytoplasm. NCBI's taxonomy places the organism in Eukaryota, Viridiplantae, Streptophyta, Magnoliopsida, Fabales, Fabaceae. The record is from RefSeq and is a predicted model, not a curated record.